CUCCCUUCCCCCUCCCCGCCCCGCGGCUGCCGCUCGGCCCCGGCUUGCGCUUCGAAGAUGGCGGCGCUGAGUGGCGGCGGUGGCAGCAACAGCGGCGGCGGCGGCGGCGGCGGUGGCGGCGGUGGCGGCGGCGGCGGCGGCGGCGGCGGCGGCGGCAGCGGUGGCGGCGGCGGCGCCGAGCAGGGCCAGGCUCUCUUCAAUGGAGACAUGGAGCCCGAGGCCGGCGCUGGCGCCGCGGCCUCUUCGGCUGCGGACCCGGCCAUUCCCGAAGAGGUGUGGAAUAUCAAGCAAAUGAUUAAGUUGACACAGGAACAUAUAGAAGCCCUAUUGGACAAAUUUGGUGGGGAGCAUAAUCCACCAUCAAUAUACUUGGAGGCCUAUGAAGAGUACACCAGCAAGCUAGAUGCCCUCCAGCAAAGAGAGCAACAGCUGUUGGAGUCCCUGGGGAAUGGAACUGAGUUUUCUGUUUCUAGCUCCGCGUCAAUGGACACGGUUACAUCCUCCUCUUCUUCUAGCCUUUCAGUGCUGCCUUCAUCUCUCUCAGUUUUCCAAACUCCCACAGAUGGAUCACGAAACAACCCCAAGUCACCACAGAAACCUAUUGUUAGAGUCUUCCUGCCCAACAAACAGAGGACAGUGGUACCUGCAAGAUGUGGCGUUACAGUCCGAGACAGUCUAAAGAAAGCACUGAUGAUGAGAGGUCUUAUCCCAGAGUGCUGUGCUGUUUACAGAAUUCAGGAUGGGUAUGGUUUAGAGAAGAAACCAAUUGGCUGGGACACUGAUAUUUCCUGGCUUACUGGAGAGGAGUUACAUGUAGAAGUACUGGAGAAUGUUCCACUUACAACACACAACUUUGUACGGAAAACUUUUUUCACCUUAGCAUUUUGUGACUUUUGUCGAAAGCUGCUUUUCCAGGGUUUCCGCUGUCAAACAUGUGGUUAUAAGUUUCACCAGCGUUGUAGUACAGAGGUUCCACUGAUGUGUGUUAAUUAUGACCAACUUGAUUUGCUGUUUGUCUCCAAGUUCUUUGAGCAUCACCCAGUACCACAGGAGGAGGCCUCCUUGGCAGAGACUGCCCUUACAUCUGGAUCCCCUUCUGCACCCCCCUCAGACUCUACUGGGCCCCAAAUCCUCACCAGUCCAUCUCCUUCAAAAUCCAUUCCAAUUCCACAGCCCUUCCGCCCAGCAGAUGAAGAUCAUCGGAAUCAGUUUGGGCAGCGAGACCGGUCCUCUUCAGCUCCCAAUGUUCAUAUAAACACAAUUGAACCUGUCAAUAUUGACGAAAAAUUCCCAGAAGUGGAAUUACAGGAUCAAAGGGAUUUGAUUAGAGACCAGGGGUUUCGUAGUGAUGGAGCCCCCUUGAACCAGCUGAUGCGCUGUCUUCGGAAAUACCAAUCCCGGACUCCCAGCCCCCUCCUACAUUCUGUCCCCAGUGAAAUAGUGUUUGAUUUUGAGCCUGGCCCAGUGUUCAGAGGGUCAACUACAGGUUUGUCUGCCACCCCACCUGCCUCAUUACCUGGCUCACUCACUAACGUGAAGGCCUUACAAAAAUCUCCAGGACCUCAGCGGGAAAGGAAAUCAUCAUCAUCCUCAGAAGACAGAAAUCGAAUGAAAACACUUGGUAGACGAGAUUCAAGUGAUGAUUGGGAGAUUCCUGAUGGACAGAUUACAGUGGGACAAAGAAUUGGAUCUGGAUCAUUUGGAACUGUCUACAAGGGAAAGUGGCAUGGCGAUGUGGCAGUGAAAAUGUUGAAUGUGACAGCACCCACACCUCAACAGUUACAGGCCUUCAAAAAUGAAGUAGGAGUACUCAGGAAAACACGACAUGUGAAUAUCCUACUUUUCAUGGGCUAUUCAACCAAGCCACAACUGGCUAUUGUUACCCAGUGGUGUGAGGGCUCCAGCCUGUAUCACCAUCUCCACAUCAUUGAGACCAAAUUUGAGAUGAUCAAACUUAUAGAUAUUGCACGGCAGACUGCCCAGGGCAUGGAUUACUUACACGCCAAGUCAAUCAUCCACAGAGACCUCAAGAGUAAUAAUAUAUUUCUUCAUGAAGACCUCACGGUAAAAAUAGGUGAUUUUGGUCUAGCCACAGUGAAAUCUCGAUGGAGUGGGUCCCAUCAGUUUGAACAGUUGUCUGGAUCUAUCUUAUGGAUGGCACCAGAAGUAAUCAGAAUGCAAGAUAAAAACCCAUAUAGCUUUCAGUCAGAUGUAUAUGCAUUUGGAAUUGUUCUGUAUGAACUAAUGACUGGCCAGCUACCUUAUUCGAACAUCAACAACAGGGAUCAGAUAAUUUUUAUGGUGGGACGAGGCUAUCUAUCUCCAGAUCUCAGUAAGGUACGGAGUAACUGUCCAAAAGCCAUGAAGAGAUUAAUGGCAGAGUGCCUCAAAAAGAAAAGAGAUGAGAGACCACUCUUUCCCCAAAUCCUCGCCUCCAUUGAGCUGCUGGCCCGCUCAUUGCCAAAAAUUCACCGCAGUGCAUCAGAACCCUCCUUGAAUCGGGCUGGUUUCCAAACGGAAGAUUUUAGUCUGUAUGCUUGUGCGUCUCCUAAAACACCCAUCCAAGCAGGGGGCUAUGGAGAAUUUGCAGCCUUCAAGUAACCACUCCAUCAUGGCAGCAUCUGCUCUUUAUUUCUUAAGUCUUGUGUUCAUACAGUUUGUUAACAUCAAAACACAGUUCUGUUCCUCACAUCUUUUUCUAAAAGAUACAAAAAUUUCAAUGCCUAAGCUCGUGUGGAACAGAGUGGAAUUUCUUACUCAACAAA
Onychomys torridus (southern grasshopper mouse) is the source of this 2765-nucleotide messenger RNA. It is a transcript of the gene Braf, whose product is annotated as B-Raf proto-oncogene, serine/threonine kinase. Gene Ontology annotation, molecular function: protein kinase activity; ATP binding. Gene Ontology annotation, cellular component: cytosol; plasma membrane; mitochondrion. Gene Ontology annotation, biological process: protein phosphorylation; signal transduction. Lineage: Eukaryota; Metazoa; Chordata; Mammalia; Rodentia; Cricetidae. The coding region runs from base 58 to 2601 and encodes 847 amino acids. The record is from RefSeq and is a predicted model, not a curated record. The transcript has 21 exons.